UAUCGCGAGAGCGUGUUCAAUGUGUUUCCGGCUGGUUAUCCGCGACGGAAGUACAGAGAGUGGACUGUUCUUUCUUUUUAAGCAGGCAUUUUGAACAAAGAUAUCGGGUUUAGAGUUGUAUGCUUACUAUAUUUAUCGGCAAAGAGUAUUGAUAUUGAGAUGUCGGAGGACUUGGUUAAACAGUUGAGCAACUACAAAGCCCAGCUGCAGCAAGUUGAAGUCGCUCUUUCUACUGAUCCAGACAAUGAAGACCUUCUUAAACUCCAAAAAGACUUACAGGAAGUCAUUGAUUUGACAAAAGACCUCCUGACCUCACAGCCGGCAGAGACUGUUGCCAAAACAAGUGGCUCAGACACAGUUCCCGUGAAGCAUGGCUGGAAAGUGGGAGACAGGUGUCUGGCUAUGUGGAGUCAGGACGGACAGAUUUAUGAAGCUGAGAUUGAGGAGAUAGACCGAGACAACGGCACUGCAGCCGUUACCUUCACUGGAUAUGGGAAUGCUGAAGUGAUUCCUCUACAGAACCUCAAGGCAGUAGAGGAAGGAAAGCUUUUGGAGGAGGAUGGGAGUGUAAAGCCAAAGUCGAGGAAAGAGCAGAUAGCAGAGCAGAGGGAGUAUAAAAAGAAAAAAGCUCAGAAGAAGGUACAGAGGAUGAAGGAGCUGGAGCAAGAACGAGAGGAACAAAAGUCAAAGUGGCAGCAGUUCAACAAUAAAGCCUACUCAAAGAACAAGAAAGGCCAGGUGAAGAGGAGCAUAUUUGCAUCUCCCGAAAGCGUCAACGGAAAGGUGGGAGUGGGAACGUGUGGUAUUGCAGACAAGCCUAUGACCCAGUACCAUGACACGUCCAAAUACAAUGUCAGACAUCUAAUGCCACAAUGACCUGAUAUGACCUGUACAUAAUAGUCCACUGUAUACUAGCUGUAUCAGUGCUUUCCAUUGUGUUUAUACAUGAUUUAAGUUUCUCGAGUAAAGUAAGCUUUGAAAGUAAGUGCUUGCACACCAAUGUUUUGAAAUAUUGUUGUAGUUUCAUAUAUAUAUAUAUA
This is a messenger RNA of Oreochromis niloticus (Nile tilapia), 1040 nucleotides long. It is a transcript of the gene smndc1, whose product is annotated as survival motor neuron domain containing 1. The record is from RefSeq and is a predicted model, not a curated record. Gene Ontology annotation, biological process: mRNA processing; regulation of alternative mRNA splicing, via spliceosome. Gene Ontology annotation, molecular function: RNA binding. The coding region runs from base 160 to 876 and encodes 238 amino acids. NCBI's taxonomy places the organism in Eukaryota, Metazoa, Chordata, Actinopteri, Cichliformes, Cichlidae. The transcript has 6 exons. Gene Ontology annotation, cellular component: nucleus; cytoplasm; precatalytic spliceosome.